AAAUGAUAAAUCGCAGCAAAACUUUUUUUUUUUUUUUUGGCAGAGGCAGAGGUUGAAGGGCGCAUGCGCGAAGGUGUCCAAACUGACAAUGCUGGGGAGAUAGCGAGUGCGGAAUGAGAAGGGGAUUGACACAGAGAAACUGACUGAGAGAGAAAAAAGGGGAAAACAUCCAAGAGAAAAUCCCAGCAAAGCUGCACCGGGGAACUGGCACCAUGAGAUGCAAAGGCAGGGCAAGGAAACUGGCCACAAGCAAUGCUGCCAGUGAAAAGACAUGUGGCACAAAUGUUGGGGAAAGCAUGGAAGAGAGAUUCCAACCUGAUGGUGAGAUUGGCCCAAUGACAAGCCCGAGUUUCCCAGAUCUACCUUCUCCAGCUUCUUCCAGUGAUGAAUUCACACCAAAUGAGGAAUCACCCUACAAAGCACCAAUUUACAUUCCAGACGACAUCCCUAUUCCACCAGAAUUUGAACUCCGGGAAUCAAACAUCCCUGGUACAGGGCUUGGAAUCUGGACAAAAGUUCAAAUUUCAGUUGGAGAGAAGUUUGGACCAUUUGAAGGAGAACAGUGUAUGAACCUUGAACAUCCCCAGUCUGGGUGGGAGGUAAGUUUGAGUACAAGUGUGUCUAUAAUAUGCAAGCACAAAGUGUCCAAAACUUCAUGUCUUACAGUAGAACUAAUAAUUAUAUUGUAUUCCCAAAAUAUGUGCUGUGACAAUCUUACUAUACUGGCUUAA
This is a messenger RNA of Xenopus tropicalis (tropical clawed frog), 731 nucleotides long. RefSeq names its product histone-lysine N-methyltransferase MECOM-like. NCBI's taxonomy places the organism in Eukaryota, Metazoa, Chordata, Amphibia, Anura, Pipidae. Bases 213 to 731 code for a protein of 172 amino acids. The record is from RefSeq and is a predicted model, not a curated record. The transcript is spliced from 2 exons.